GGGCGCUGCCGGAGCCCCGGCCGCCUCCGAGGGCCGUGGCGGGGACACUACGAGCUGCUGGGACCCGGCCCAGAGACCACGAAGUUGUUGUUGUCACUCACCUGCUCACAUACACCAGGAACUUCCUCUGCUUCUUGAGAAAUUUUCCACCAAAAAAUAGGAACUGAAAGUACAAUUCUAUCAAGUCUUGCAACUUCCUGUCACUUAAUAUAUUCAAUAAUAUUUCAAAUAAUUUUGUAUAUUAUGUUUUGUGACCAUUACUGAUUUUUAACAAUUUUUUUAUUUGAAAAAUUAUUUGGGUCAGGUUAUAUACACACUUCAAAAAUUCCAAAGUGGGGAAAAAAAACAUGUGAAAAGUGUUAGAACUGUUGCUUGCUUUAUUCAAGAUUUUUAUUUCUGCAGAUAGCUGAAACUAGUAUUUGCUAUUAAUAAGCUGAUUCAAAACAAUCAGAUCGUUGCAAGGAUUCAGAGUACUUCAGUUAAACUCUGGCCCUGUUGAAGUUAGGAGUUCACCUUUGUAUUUACUGGUCCUUACAUUCCAGACCAUAAAUACAAUGUUCAGUUUUUCUGGAAAGUUCUGCAGUGCAUUGUUUCUGUAUGACAUUGAUGCAUUCUUUAUGUCAUGGUGUUCACCCAAAUUUUCAAGGACUCUGUAGAGCAAGGUACCCAGUAUCUUGGAGAGAAUUAGCUGUGCUGGAGGUUGAAUCUACUAUAGGGAUUCAAAUAACAAAGUCCCCUGUGGGCCCAGAUGUCCAGUGUACACAGUCCUCGUGGCACAAGUUUGUACAGAGCACAAACUUGUGCCACAGUACAAGUACUUGUGUCAGGUGGCAUUGUCAUAGGCCAACUCACUGUCGAGUAAAUUGGCAGAGGGAGCUGUCUGGUAUCACCUGUUGUCAGAGGGGGGUCUGCCAUGUGAAUCUGUUCUUUUCCUGUGCCCCUGUCAUUAGUAUUGUUGUUGUUACUGUUCAUUUUCUUAUAGCCAGUAAAUUGUUCUUAUCUCAGCUGGAGAUCUUUGCCUUUUGUGCCUCCAGUUCUCCUCUCCAUCCUGCCGCUGAGGGAAGGGGGAGAGGAAAGCAGGGGAGGGAGAGAAUGGGCAUGGUUUGGAGGGUCUCUGUGGGGGCACUGAACAGGGGAGUACCAUUCCUAAACCACAACAGAUCCCAGUGCUCCAAUCCUCCACACCCCCAGUGCUCCCAGUGCCCCCAUUGUCCUGGGACCCACAGUGUCCACUGAUUCUGGCUCCCAGUCCUCCCAGUGCUCCUGGCUCCCCAUUCUCCUGGUGCCCAGUGUUUCCAGUACCCCGAGUUCUCAGUGCCCAGUGACAGGAGCUCAGCUCCAGCAUCAGGACCACAGCUGCUGGUACUACACACCAGUCUUGGGACCCCAGCCACAGCAUUGGCCCCAGGCCCCCUUGUGCAGCCCAGGGCUACCUCCCAGCCCCAGCCUGGCCCCGUCUCCGUUGCCAGCCCCACUGAGCUGGUAACCAGAGCUCCGAUAGCAGCUGCAGCUGAGGUGACACCAUCAAUAAUUGAGUGGCAGCAGGGCUCCACACAGGACUGCCUGCCUCUGCCUGCCUGGAGUGUGGGGACAGCCUCGCUCGCUUGUGAUGGUGUCUCCGGCGAUUGCCCUGGCCUUCCUCCCCUUCAUUGUCACCCUGCUGAUCCGGUACCGGCACUACCUGCUGCUGCUGUACCGGGCAGUGCUGGUGGCCUGGCUGCAGGACCGGCUCACCGGCACCUCGCGGGAGCAGCGUGCCUUCCAGUACCUGCUGGCCCACGCCAUCCCUGGGGACCCCCACCACAUCCUCCAGACCUUCGACCAGUGGUGCUACCACUGUGAGCACCUCAGCUGUGUGGGGCCUGACAAAGGGCGGAUCGUGGAGCGGGUGCUGUUGGAGCGGGCACCACUGCGGGUGCUGGAGCUGGGCACGUACUGUGGCUAUGGCACUGUGCUGCUGGCACAGGGGCUGCCCCCAGGUGCCCGCCUCUACACCAUCGAGGGGGACCCCCGGCACGCUGCCGUGGCCGAGAAGGUCAUCCGCCUGGCUGGCUUCAGUGAGCAGACGGUGGAGCUGAUCGUGGGCCCCUCGGAGGAGGUGAUACCCCGCCUGCGGGAGAAGCACGGCCUGACGAAUGCCAACCUCAUCUUCAUGGAUCACUGCAAACGCUGCUACCUGCGGGACCUACGGCUGCUGGAGAGCCACCAGCUGCUGGCUGAGGGGGCCACCAUCCUGGCUGAUAAUGUCCUGUUCCCUGGGGCACCCCACUUCCUGCAGUACGCCAAGACCUGCGGCAAGUACCACAGCAAGGUGCACCGCGCCAGCCUGGAGUACUUCCGCGCCAUUCCUGAUGGGAUCGCCGAGCUGCGCUACACCGGCACCCACUGAGCGAGCAAGGAGCUCCUGCCUUGUGGUGGCCACGGUUACCAGCAGGGUGCCAGGUCCCCAACCCCCAUCUCAGCCUCAACAUGGGCUCUGGAGGAAAUGCAGUGGCUGCUGUGGUCU
Messenger RNA from Poecile atricapillus (Black-capped chickadee), 2506 nucleotides. RefSeq names its product transmembrane O-methyltransferase homolog. The coding region runs from base 1610 to 2389 and encodes 259 amino acids. Gene Ontology annotation, biological process: developmental process; catecholamine catabolic process; dopamine metabolic process. The record is from RefSeq and is a predicted model, not a curated record. Gene Ontology annotation, molecular function: catechol O-methyltransferase activity. Lineage: Eukaryota; Metazoa; Chordata; Aves; Passeriformes; Paridae. The transcript has 5 exons.